CCUGUGAUCACACAAAUCAUUAUCUCAAUUUUACCCCUAAGAUUCCUUCAAAUAAAUCGCAUACACACAUCUCAAACCUUAUACUCUCAAGGGCAAAACGGCCCCUCUACAUAUGACAAAAUUUGCAGAGUAAACAAAUCAGACCCAAUUUCUCUUCACUCUCUCACUACAAAACAGAGGUGCAGCUGAAUUGAGAAAUAAUCACCCAGUUCAGUAUGAAGGCAUCAAUCAAAUUUAGGGAGGAGCAGAGGCCACUGCUGAGAGCUAAAAUCCCCAUAAACAUUCUCAAUUACCCAUUUCAAUCGGGGGUUGUCGCCGGAGAAUCCAAAGAAUUAUCGCUGAAUCUCAGCACCUACUUCGAAUCUGGUCCUUCCCUCAAAUUCGCCUACCGCCCAAACGAUUCAGAAAGCCCCUUCAGCUUCAUCUUCAAGACUGGAAUCGGGCAUUACGGGUCGCCGAUCCGAAGCCCUCUCACCAUGAGCGCCGAGUUCAACGUCAUCGGCUGCGAAAACCCUAGCUUCUUCAUCCGGUUCAAGCCCGAUUUGGGCGAUUUCUCGGUCAAGAAACUAAUCUCUUCCGCCAUCGUCAGGAAAUUGGGGGGGAAAUCGAACCCUGGCGCCGCCGACGAGGGGAAUUUCGUCAAAAAUGUCGCCAGCCUUUUCCCGGCUGUUGAAUCGAAGGCGGCGGCGGGCUGGCUGGUGAACGGGAUAGUCAGAGGCACGGACCUGACCGCCACGACGGCCCUCCCGUUGCGAGAUUGCGCGAUGAUUAAUUUCCGGUGGGGGCUUAGGGUUCCGCGGAGUGGUGAUUACGACGCGUUGGGGGUGCAGCGGCGGACUGAUCGGGCGGGUGGGUAUAGGCUGCCGCAGCUGGUGAUGGACAAAAUUGGGAUCGAACACGUGGCGAAAGCGGAUUCGAAGCCCGGGCCCACCGAGGAGUACGGCAAGCUGGCUGGGGCGUGUUUGGAGGUGAAGAAACAGCUCGAGGUCAUUCAAGCUGAGAAUGGCUCCUUGAAUAAGGCGUUGACCGAUUUCAGAUCGGAUUUGGCCGCCGGAAAAAUGGAAAUCGUGCCCCAAGAUCACCGGAAUAUGAAGGAUUCCGGUGCCGGAGGUGAACCCAAUGAAGGAUUGAAGGCUGCAUAAUCUUGUUUGUGAAGUGAUUAAUGCAUGCUUUAUUUGAGGUUUUUGUUGCAUUUCAAUUUCAUUGAUAUACUAAGUGAAAGUAUGUUAGUUUUGUUUAGGGUUUUUUGAUUGGUGCUAAAGAUUAUGUGAUGGAUGUGAUUGUGUAAAUUUCUAUGCUUUGAGAAAGAUUUUGGAUGAAUUUUCAUGCA
Messenger RNA from Salvia miltiorrhiza (redroot sage), 1330 nucleotides. RefSeq lists its product as uncharacterized. The coding region runs from base 216 to 1142 and encodes 308 amino acids. The transcript has a single exon. Lineage: Eukaryota; Viridiplantae; Streptophyta; Magnoliopsida; Lamiales; Lamiaceae. The record is from RefSeq and is a predicted model, not a curated record.